Molecule: messenger RNA, 1449 nt
Organism: Morus notabilis
Lineage: Eukaryota; Viridiplantae; Streptophyta; Magnoliopsida; Rosales; Moraceae
Product: MADS-box protein SOC1
Exons: 8
Coding region: 416-1138 (240 amino acids)
Biological process (GO): positive regulation of transcription by RNA polymerase II
Cellular component (GO): nucleus
Molecular function (GO): RNA polymerase II cis-regulatory region sequence-specific DNA binding; protein dimerization activity; DNA-binding transcription factor activity, RNA polymerase II-specific
Source: RefSeq, a predicted model, not a curated record
UAUACACAACAAGAAUAAGAAAGAAAAAGGUGGGUUUGUUUGCGAUCAAGUAAGGUCAAUCUCCUCUCGAUCUCCCAAAACCCAUCUCCCAAAUCCUUAACUACAAUCUCUCUUUCUUUUCUUCCAUUCCCAUAGUAAUAUUUGGCAAGCAUCUUCCUCUUCUCUCUUCUUUUGUUUAUGGUAAUUUUCUUUUCUCUCUUUUUUUUCCCACGAUUUCCGUCUGAGCUAGAUCUUCUCCACUUUUAGCAUAUCAAGGACCCUCUGGGGUGAACAAGGCACUAUUUGGGUCUGCUUUGUCUUUGAAGUCUUCUGAUCCAGUCAACCAGAAACCCACAUAUAUAUAUAUAGUCUGAUAUUUUGUGAGAACAAAACGAACGACCCUUUUUAGCUUCUUUAUAUACACACAUAUAAAUAUAUGUGUGUGUGCGCGCGCGUGUAUAUUUAUCUCCUGGUCGCUUGCUCAGAAUCUGCAGGACAAGCGAAGAAAAUGGUGAGAGGAAAGACUCAAAUGAGGCGUAUUGAGAAUGCGACAAGUCGGCAAGUGACGUUCUCGAAGAGGCGAAAUGGGCUGCUGAAGAAGGCAUUUGAGCUUUCUGUCCUUUGCGAUGCUGAGGUCGCUUUGAUUAUCUUUUCUCCAAGAGGCAAGCUCAAUGAAUUUGCAAGUUCCAGCAUGCAGGCAACAAUAGAACGUUAUAGGAGGCAUACAAAAGACACUCAAACCAACAACAAAUCCGUUGAACAAAACAUGCAGCACUUGAAGCAAGAAGCAGCUGCCAUGAUGAAGAAGAUAGAGCUUCUUGAGAUUUCAAAGCGGAAACUCUUGGGAGAGGGUCUGGGAACAAGCUCCAUUGAAGAAAUACAACAAGUCGAACAACAGCUGGAGAGAAGUGUCACUAAAAUCCGAGCAAGAAAGAAUCAGGUUUUCAAAGAACAGAUUGAGCAGCUUAAAGAAAAGGAAAAGGUCCUAGAAGCUGAAAAUGCAAGGCUCUAUGAGAAGUAUGCUGGUAAACCAUUGCAAGUAUUGAAUAAGCAGAGAGAAAUCUUACCAAACACAGAAAGUGAUCCCAGUUCAGAAGUGGAGACUGAACUGUUCAUUGGACUACCAGAAACAAGACUAAAAGCUCCUUCCUUCAAAUAAGUGAUGGAUUUAGGAGAAAGGUAAAAAACAUGCCUAAGAAGGAUUAGAUAAGCUGAGGCAAUUGUAAGACAUUUCCGUAGCCUCUAUUAGAAUAUUCCACUACUUUAAUCUUGCUUUAUAAGGCAAGAAAAUAAUGCUAGCAAUAGUAACUUGAGAGUAGCCCUAUUGGUACUUUGUUGUAAUUUAUGAUUCAUGAUUGUAAUCAGAAACUGUAACUGAAUAUUGCUAGUUGGUGCAGUGUAUGUAUUGUGUAGAAACUCCAAUGUUUUUCUCUUAUGGCCCUUUUGAUCUCGUUUUGUUCCAUCAAUAGA